This is a messenger RNA of Bursaphelenchus xylophilus (pine wood nematode), 1466 nucleotides long. The record is from the annotation of a GenBank genome assembly. Lineage: Eukaryota; Metazoa; Nematoda; Chromadorea; Rhabditida; Aphelenchoididae.
AUGGAACAGAAGCCCAGCACCGGAAUGCAGAUGAAAACCAUCCAGACGGACUUUGGAAGGACGAUACCAACAUUCUCCCGGAAGAAAUCCUCCAAAUUGUCCGCCAUGAAGACGAAACACACACAACAGAAGCCGAGUUGAGCGAUGAAAACAUUGCAGUUGACGAGUUGUUUGAAGAAUUAUCCGCGAUGUCUGAUCCACGACGGGCCCGCUUCGAACGCACCUCGCAUAAUAUUUCCAUAAUCGAUUGCAUCUCGUCCGUUUCUGGAAAGCAAAUAUUUUAGGUGUCUGCCGACCAAAAAAUAUUUUUUCUGCUAAAUUUAUCGUUAGUUUUCCUCGAAGAAGCCUAAAAACAGAAGAAAAAUUCAAAUACUUACCUUGAACAGACAAAAUGGGGCGCAAAUAUUCAUCUGUCGCAUGCAGUAAAAGCAGACGGAGCAAAUCAACACCAAUAAAAAUCAUUCCCAGCUGAAAAUAAUACCCAAAUCAGUCAGAGGACCCAAGCGACAAAACUUCGCGAAAAAAGAUAAAAAAAGCCAGCAAAAGAAAAGAGUGUGAGUCAAACAAAUCCUGUAAUUUCCCUGCGAGACACAAAACACGGAUCAAGUCCUUGCGGAUCAUUUCGUAAUUUUUAGGCCCAAAACUUGUAUUUUUUUACGAUUUUCGUGGCAAAUUUUGCCACAAUAUAACUUUUUGGCUCUUAUUUUUUAGGUAGCUGAUGGAACAAGCAGAGUAUUUUUUUUUACGACUUUCGUGGCAAAUUUUGCCACAAUAUAACUUUUUGGCUCUUAUUUUUUAGGUAGCUGAUGGAACAAGCACAGUAUUUUUUACGACUUUCGUGGCAAAUUUUACCACAAUAUAACUUUUUAGCUCUUAUUUUUUAGGUAGCUGAUGGAACAACCCAGUUGACCCUGUGGAAUCCGACGAGAUCCUGCGCACGGAAGACGACACAUCAGAUUUUGAGGACCAAAUUGAAGCGAGUUUGAACGUUGAGUUGGGUUUCAGCGACGAUCAGGUAUGUUUUUCUUAUUGUUCUUGAAAUUUAGGUAUGAAAAUUGAAAAAGAAGUAGAAAAGUUUCUUGAUGCUCUAGUAUAAGGCGUGAAAUUAAAGCCUUGAGCUUUUGAAGUUUAAUAAAAGUGGAAAUCAGCCAUUAGUGACCUAGAAAUUACUGGAUUUGGCAAUAAAUCUCAUUUUUUUUAGGAAAAUCCGUCGGAAGAAGCCGAAGAACCCAGCUCAUCUCUUGAAAAUGAUGUGAACAAACUCGAAAUUCCUUCAGAAAUUACAGAACAGCUAGAAGCCAUUCGGGAAAUCGCAAUUUCUCCUCAAAAACAGCUCGUGGAAGAGGCUCUAAAUCAAUGUUCUUCGAUCGACAAUAGGCAAAGAAGAAAGUAAGUGGUAACCGUUAAAAUAAUGUGGUUUUAGGCGACACAUUGAACAACAACCUGGUCCCCGCAUCGAAGAAUAA